AUGAUGAUGAUGAUGAUGAUGAUGAUGAUGAUGAUGAUGAUGAUGAUGAUGAUGAUGAUGAUGAUGAUGAUGAUGAUGAUGAUGAUGAUGAUGAUGAUGAUGAUGAUGAUGAUGAUGAUGAUGAUGAUGAUGAUGAUGAUGAUGAUGAUGAUGAUGAUGAUGAUGAUGAUGAUGAUGAUGAUGAUGAUGAUGCUAUAG
Messenger RNA from Heterobilharzia americana, 198 nucleotides. The record is from the annotation of a GenBank genome assembly. NCBI's taxonomy places the organism in Eukaryota, Metazoa, Platyhelminthes, Trematoda, Strigeidida, Schistosomatidae.